GUUCCGAAAGUAGCAAGAUGCCCGCCCUGGAUCUGACUCUUUCCACUCCAUAGCAGCCACCUUCCGAGAUAAUAUGUUUUUCCUAAUAUAUCUGAUUGGGCGGCAGGAAGUAUUACUUGCCUGUUUUUUUUAAAGAAAAAAUACCGUUGCACACCGAACAAACACCCACACACCACACACACUUUUUCAUCGGCAUGAGUGCAACCGGCAACGCAACGCCAGCUGUAGAAGAAGCGCCAAGGAAUGCUGCAGCGCCUGCUGCUGCAGCAGGUGCAGCAGCACCAUCCCCAGGUGGUGGCUCUGGCCAGCAAGGGAUACAAAGCUUCAUGUCUGGUAGUAGUAGUGCCGCAGCAGCAGGAUCUGCUGCUGGUGCAGCACGACCUCCAGCCAGCCGCAGCCGCAAUCCUCAGGCCGACCGCAUCACCUUUCCCAUGGACGUCCCUGAGGCGGUCAAAACGGCGAUCAGCAGCUAUCAACCUCCUCCGCUGCGCGAGAUUGUCUCCCUCGAGAGCGGGAAGACCACGCGAUCCAUUACUGCGUUCUACGGCGUCAAGCUGGAAAUCUUGCCUCGGGUGCAUGGGAGCCACAGACCGAUGGAAUGGGCUUGCCUCGCUAGCGUCCAGUGCCGAAACGAGAGGAAGAGACUGAAGAUUUUUUCGGACGCUACAACAGGAGCGACGUCGCACCUCAAAGAUAAGCAUGGCAUCGUGGGUGCGGCAUCAGCGAAGACUGCGAAGAGGAAGCGUGAUCAGUCGGCGUCAAAGGAAGUGACGCUCGAGAGUGCAGUGUACAAGGACGACCCGUCACGGUACAACUGCCUUCAGUUCACCAAGGCGUUCAUCAUACACGCCGGAUGCGCCUUCAGCCUGGCGGACCAUGACCGGGUCAGGCGAUGUCUCGCGACGAUGUGUCCUGACCACCUCGAUGUCGCGGCCAUCAACGCAAGAGGGGCGACAUGUAUCAAGAAGAUGAUCGUCGAGAUGUACGCGGCCACCACGCGGGCGUUCAACUCGGAGCUAGUGAAGGAUGUUCGUCGCGCCCUCAUCCCGAUCUUGUACCUCAACUGUGACCUGUGGACAAGCAGAGUGUCCGGAGAAAAGUACAUCGGUGUACGCGUGUGCUACAUGAACGAGAACAUGGUCAUCAAGUCGUUCAUGCUGGGCGUCAAGCUGUUCAGACCAAAGCCGGGGGUCGGGAUGGACGACGGGAAGAUCACCGGCCGGGUGGUGUUGAAGUGGAACGCGCAAGUCCUCGGCCAACAUGGUCUUCGAAACGAGAACUUCGCCGGCGCCGUGUCGGACUCUGGGUCCGAUGUCUCCACGGGCAUUGCGAAGGCUUUUCGCCGCGAGUGGUGCAUCCCCCACAUGAUCAACCGCGUCACCAUCGACGGUACUGGCAUGUCGAACUCGCCCGCCUCCUCGAAGAACCAUCUGUGCCGCGAUCUGCUGGAGAAGAUGAAGAAGAUCAUCCAGCACUUCAACAGGUCUUCAGGCGACAAGAUCUUGCUCGACGACGAGCUGGAGGAGCUGUCCGAGGGCAACUGGAACCAUGCCAAGCUCGCUCAAGCCGUCGUCCAGCGCUGGGUCAGCACAGCCAAGAUGAUGUUCCGCAUUCUCGAGCAAUUCACGGCCAUCCAGAAGUGCUUCGUCGAGAAGGGCAAGGUGUUUCCGCUGGCCAACUACAAAACCGAGAUUGAGGAGGUAUACAGCAUCUUGAGGGCUGUCAAGACUGUCACUGAAUACUGCCAGAAGACGUACGAGGCAACCAUGGAAGGUGGGCUGAGGCAGACCGUCCAGCUCCUCAUCUCCACACUCGAGCCGAGCAAGCCCCUCCGCGUUCACCACGUCGAGGCCAUCGGUGCGGACGCCCCCGAUCCGCCGCACACGGAUCGGCCUCAUGAGGACCUUACCGAGACCGGCAGGACAACUCGUGAGGUCUUCGCCACGGCGCUCGCGAAAAGGUUUUUGCCGCGCUACAAGAGUUCUGAGUUGAAUAGACGUACUCAUCUGUUCGACCACGCCCCCCUUCUGAACCCUCGGACCCGCAAAAUGCGGUACAUCGAGUUGCUGCUGAAGUCGACGGCCGCCACGUCGUACUCCGGGUCGUGCGGGACCCUGGCGACUUUCACAGACAUCAAGGAGCGGAUCCAGGAGGAAGUUCUCGAACUCCUCGAACAGGCCGUCGUCGAGCAUAGGGCAAGGGAACCGGUGCCGACGAGCGACGAAGAGGUGACGGGGCCGCGGUCUAGAACCGUACCUGCGGCAACCCGCGCCGCCGACGACGACGUCGGGUUUGAUGACAGCGAAGGCGAGGAAGAAGAGAGCUCGAGUCUCUACGAGCGUUCACCUGAGGAAGAAGCGAAGAGCAUCCUCAAGGAGUGGCUGAACCUAAAGAUCCCCUCAGACAAAAGGGGGAAGGACGCCGCGGACUACUGGAGCACCCCUCACGGGAAAUCACAGCCGCUACCACUCCGAGCAGUUGCGCAGGGCGUCCUCGGUUGCCCGGCCUCAACGGGUGCCAUGUAGCGAGAUUUCUCAAUCGCCGACAUGUUCAUGCCUCGCAAACGCGCCUCGGUCGACCCAGCGUACUUCGAGAUGUCUCUCUUCCUGCGAGCGCAGUACGACUUCAUUCCGGACGACGUCCCCAAGUUCGCCAAUGAGGCAGAACAAACGGCGGCCAUCCCGAAUCGUUUGAGGGACGAGAAGCUACUGGAAGCGGUACGCGUGCUGGAUGUGGACGUCGAGGAGACCAGCGACGACCCCGACGACAACGAUGAACUGUGGUCAUUGAAGGACCCGGCGCGCGUUGGGGACAUGGAAGAGGGUGGAGGAGAGAGUGCAGAGGACGAAAGCCACGUCUAGUUGUCUGGAGAAGAGAAGUCGGUCUAGAGGAGAGUGGUCGCCCAGGCGCGACCAAUGUCUUUUCGGGCCACCAACGUCUUGUUGUGCUCUGGCGUGAUGGUUUCGGUCACGGUCGACAAAUGUUUUUGGGACAAGAGAGAGAAAAUAAUUGGUUUGGCGGCAGCGGUCGUCGUGGCCGGAAAACAUACCAACUCAGGAUACGAGGGAUUGUCCAUUGUUUUUUUUGGGAUCUGCCAGAGGUUGUGGGAACAUCCGCACCACCCGCGUUCCGAACCACGUCAACUUGUCGGCGGGAGAGGCAGUUUGUGUGUUGAAGGUUCCAUGUGCAUCUUGCAACAAGAUACGAGUCCGGCCUCGGGAUGAACCUGGGGAUAGAGAGCGUUCUGAUGUGCUUGCUGUAAGUCUGGCUUCAAAGGUCGCGCUGAGUAGUGAUCCGAAGCGGCCUGUGCAAAAAGCUACCGAAAACAAUUGAAACAACUUCUGUUGUACCGAUUGGUUUAUAUGCUAAAUAGUGCGCGUGAGCGAAACCCUCAACAAGUCUCGAUAGGUUGUCCACCUUCAUGUUGCCCGUUGUAACAGGUAUUAAUACGUUGUCCACCUUGGUGUUGGCCAAGUAUCAAUAUGUUGUCCACCUUCAUGUUGUCCGUUGCAACAGGUAUUGAUAUGUUGUCCGCCUCCAUAUUAGCCGUGGUAACAGGUAUCCAGAUUUCAAUACCGCCCUGUUGAAAUGCCCAGCAGGUAUUAAUGCUUUCCUCCAAAACCUAUCGCUAUGUUCAACAACGAUCAAUAUGAUGAGCCAAUUCCUGCUAAAAAGCAGCUUCGUGCCGAUAUGAUAGCGCAGCACCUAUUAAAAUCAUCGACAUGUUAGGACGACACACUCCAGCACCUAUUGAAUCGACCACAACAUAGCGGCAGGAACUGCAAAUACCUAUUGUGUUAUCUAAUAGGCGUUGAUAGGCUGCUGUGAUACCUAUUGUGACGACCAAUAGCCUGCCUAAUAGGGUAUUAUCCAAGGCGUGGUACGCAGUGCUUGCCAACGAAACGUUUGCCUUACCUUGGAGUAGUAUCGGAUGUGUCCAUCUCUGCAUUUCAUUACAAUAUAUUUACCGCCGUACCAACUCACGCUGUAGGUUCGAACAUGCAGAGCAUACUCCAAUAGCUCCAAUAGAUGGCAAGUUACGUCCUUUCUGCACUUUGGAAAUCCUCUGAACUUUCAACAAAUAU
Ectocarpus sp. CCAP 1310/34 is the source of this 4085-nucleotide messenger RNA. NCBI's taxonomy places the organism in Eukaryota, Phaeophyceae, Ectocarpales, Ectocarpaceae. The record is from the annotation of a GenBank genome assembly.